AUGUCUAGCUCUUCUCGUCACAAAAGAGCACAUUCAAACUCUUCUGGAAUGUCAAAUGCCUUUUCUUUGGCUUCUUUUGAUUCAUUUUCAUCAGACCUAAGCCAUGAUGGUUUAUUAAAUAAUAAUCAAGCUUCUGGCAGCUCAGCACACAAUACAGAACGUUCUGGUCCUGAAUUACACAACAUUUCAAUUGAUUUAAAAGACAUUGAUGAGAUUAGACGAUAUGAGGACUUUUCAACUAUUGACUGGGUCGAAGAUGCUGCUAGAGAAAAUCUUAAACGACGUCUUAAAAUAAAACGGCUACGUGAAAGAGCUCGACUAGACCCUAGAAACCUUGAAAGCGGAACAAGAAGACACAACUACCAAUCACGCGUAUUUUCUUUUCUUUCUGAUUCUCUAUCGGCAGCUCAGGCAUGGAUAGUACUCACUAUAAUUGGUUGUGUCUUGGGAGCUCUCGCGGGAUCGGUAAACAUUAUCACUGAAUGGCUUUCUAAUUUACGAACAGGUCACUGUACAUUAGGUAUCUACCUAAAUCAAGAGUUUUGUUGUCCAGGAGGUCAAGAGUCCUGCGCAGAAUGGAAGUCAUGGACUGGCUUUGUAGUGACUGAUUAUAUUACUUACAUUCUUUUCUCAACAAUUUUUGCAUUCACAGCUGCAUAUCUCGUCAAAUUUUACGCACCAUACGCAGCAGGUUCCGGUAUUUCAGAAAUCAAAUGCAUUAUUGCCGGCUUUGUAAUGAAUGGUUUUUUGGAGUUUCCCACAUUAGCAAUUAAAAGUUUGGCUCUUCCCCUAACCAUUGCUUCUGGACUUAGCGUCGGAAAAGAAGGACCUAGUGUACAUUAUGCUGUGUGUGUGGGUAAUGUCAUUGGAAAUAUGUUUUCAAAAUAUCGACACAAUAGUUCAAAAAUGCGUGAAAUUUUGUCUGCAUGCACAGCUGCUGGUGUAGCUGUUGCUUUUGGAAGUCCAAUGGGUGGUGUUUUAUUUUCGAUAGAAGAAGUUGCCUCCACGUUUCAAAUCAAAACAAUGUGGAGAAGUUAUUUUUGUGCGCUUGUCUCUACAAUUGUUUUAGCUGGAAUCAAUGCUUUCCGCACAGGUCAAAUCGUAUUAUUUUCGGUUAGUUAUGAUCAAGACUGGCAUUUUUUCGAAAUAGUUUUUUUCAUCAUUCUUGGACUGUUUGGAGGCGUUUUCGGAAUAUUUCUCAGCAAGUGGAACCUUCGGGCACAAGGAUUUCGCAAGAAGUACCUGGCUAACUAUGCCAUCCAGGAAGUGGUUUUCCUGGCAUUCAUUACAGCCGUCAUUUGUUAUUUUAAUGCUUUCCUUCGCUUAGAUAUGACUGAAAGUAUGCAGAUACUUUUCCGAGAAUGUGGAAAUGGAUUUGAAGAAAGUUUUGUUUGUGAUAAGUCUCAGCGUGGCCGUGUCAUCAUGUCAUUGAUAUUUGCAAUUAUUAUCCGCACAUUUCUUGUUAUUAUUUCAUAUGGCGCCAAAGUCCCAGCUGGUAUUUUUGUUCCUUCAAUGGCAAUCGGCGCUAUUUUUGGCCGUAUUGUGGGCACUGUUGUUCAAUCUCUUCAUGAUACAUAUCCCUCCAGUUCAUUUUUUGCUGCAUGCCCACCAGAUGGUCCUUGUAUCACUCCAGGGACAUAUGCAUUUCUUGGAGCUGGGGCCGCAUUAAGUGGCGUUUUACAUAUUACUGUCACAGUGGUAAUAAUCAUGUAUGAGCUUACAGGUGCUUUGACUUAUAUUAUACCAACAAUGAUUGUUGUUGGAGUUACACAAGCAGUUGGUGAUAGAUGGGGUAAAGGUGGCCUUACCGACCAAGCAAUUUGGUUCAACGGAUUUCCCUUUAUUGAUACAAAAGAAGAACAUAUUUUUAAUGCUCCUGUCAGCAAAGCCAUGGCUCGCGAAAACCUAAUUGUUUUCACAACUACCGAAAUGACGUUGGCACAAGUCGAAAAAAUCCUUGCUGAAACAACACACAGAGGUUUCCCUAUUGUUGACGGACUAGAUACCAAAUAUUUGUUAGGUUACAUUGGCCGUUCAGAAUUAAAAUAUGUUAUUCAAACAAAACGGUCACAGGGUCAGUCACUUUCUCCAAACGCCAAAUGUUACUUUUCAUCUGCGACUUUUGAUCGUAGUGCUCGUCAUGCUCGUAGAUCAACUGAGCAUGGGUCUAAUAUUGGCAGCAAUAGCUCUAAUUCAAACAGCAACAUGAUUAUGUCAAUUAGUUUUGAAAAAUUUGUUAACUUUACACCGAUAACUGUACAACCACAAGUUCCACUGGAAACGGUUAUGGAGAUUUUCUCACAACUGGGACCUGGAGUUGUUUUAGUGGAUUACCAAGGAAAACUUUGUGGCCUUAUGAGCCGAAAAGAUAUUCUUCGAUACCAAUUUAAAGUUGAGCAUAUUUACGCACCAAAAGAGCGAGCUCUUGAUCGAUCAGCUGCACAGCAGGUAGACCAAAAAGUUUGGGAGACAAUUGUUUGGUUUGUUUCUCUGACGUACAAGUGGAUUGCUAGAGCGAUUCCAACAAGCAUUUUAACUCGGCUUGGAGUGGGCCAUGGUUAUGAGUUUACUAAUGGCAAUUCUUCAGGUGGAAUUACUCUACAGCCGUCGGUGUCCUCAUCUUCAUUAAGAUGGCAACCAGAGAAUCCAGUUUCAAACUAA
Messenger RNA from Magnusiomyces paraingens, 2661 nucleotides. RefSeq lists its product as uncharacterized. Gene Ontology annotation, cellular component: endoplasmic reticulum; fungal-type vacuole; early endosome. Gene Ontology annotation, molecular function: voltage-gated chloride channel activity. Gene Ontology annotation, biological process: chloride transport; intracellular iron ion homeostasis; transmembrane transport. Lineage: Eukaryota; Fungi; Ascomycota; Dipodascomycetes; Dipodascales; Dipodascaceae. The transcript is spliced from 2 exons. The record is from RefSeq and is a predicted model, not a curated record. The coding region runs from base 1 to 2661 and encodes 886 amino acids.